This is a messenger RNA of Syngnathoides biaculeatus (alligator pipefish), 2265 nucleotides long. RefSeq names its product retinal G protein coupled receptor b (gene rgrb). The coding region runs from base 230 to 1117 and encodes 295 amino acids. Gene Ontology annotation, molecular function: G protein-coupled receptor activity. Gene Ontology annotation, biological process: visual perception; phototransduction; G protein-coupled receptor signaling pathway. The transcript is spliced from 7 exons. The record is from RefSeq and is a predicted model, not a curated record. Lineage: Eukaryota; Metazoa; Chordata; Actinopteri; Syngnathiformes; Syngnathidae. Gene Ontology annotation, cellular component: membrane.
GACAUUCUUGGGGGGAUUGCAGCAGCACUUAGUAACAAAUUUUAAACUCAUUGUUCUGUCACACCCGCCAGCCCCCCUUCAUGUGACUGGAGGCCGACACAAAGUUUCACUUGUGGGGUGGGGCACACAUCGGCCGGCCAACUUCAUUUGACACUUUUUUGUUAAGGGGGGAGUCAAAGACGUUUUGAGUUGGGAAAAGCGAAAGUUGUUGUGGUCUUCGGUGGACAACAUGGCGGCGUACACGUUACCCGAGGGCUUCGUCGAUUUUGACAUGUUCUUGUUCGGCUCUGCGCUCUUUGUCGGCGGCGUCCUCGGGUUCCUCCUGAACGCCGUCACCGUCGCCUCCUUCCUGGGCGUCCGGGAGCUGAGGACCCCCAGCAACUAUCUGGUCUUCAACUUGGCCCUGGCAGACAUCAGCCUCAACGUGAACGGACUCACUGCCGCCUACGCCAGCUACCUCCGACAUUGGCCUUUUGGCCAGAGCGGAUGCGAGUAUCACGGCUUCCAGGGCAUGAUCGCCGUCCUGGCGUCCAUCAGCUUCAUGGCGGCCAUCGCUUGGGACCGAUACCACCAGUACUGCACCAGACAAAAGCUCUUCUGGAGCACGGCAAUGGUUCUGAGCGGCAUCAUCUGGGUCCUGUCAAUCUUCUGGGCCGCCGUCCCGCUCAUGGGCUGGGGUGUGUACGAUUUUGAACCCAUGGGGACCUGCUGCACACUGGACUACACCAGAGGAGACCGGGACUUUGUCACCUUCAUGCUGACCCUGGUGUUGCUCUACUUGGCCUUCCCGGCGUUCACCAUGCUGUCGUGCUACAGCGGCAUCCACAAACACUUCAAGAAAAUCCAUCAACACCGGUUCAACACUAGUUUGCCGUUGAGGGUGAUGCUAAUGUGCUGGGGCCCUUACGUCCUCAUGUGCAUCUACGCCUGCUUCCAAAACGUCAAGGUCAUAUCUCCAAAGCUACGAAUGGUGCUUCCGGUAGUGGCCAAGACCAACCCCAUCUUCAACGCGCUGCUCUACUCGUUCGGUAACGAGUUCUACCGCGGAGGCGUGUGGUACUUCCUUACCGGGCAGAAGGUGGCCGAGCCGGAUUUGAAGAAGCCCAAGUCCAAAUAGAUGGAAAAGAUGAGCGAUUUAUUGGAACUGUUUGCACACUUUUAAUAAUAUUUCACUGCGGGUACUUUGUUUUUAAAAUAUGAUGAAAACAUGGCUCCAGGCUUCUAUCAAGUUUCAUGAACAAAAAAUAUUUGGGCACAAAUCCAGGAAUUAUUCAGAUCCUCUCUUGCUUUGCUCGAAUUUAAAAGGUACCAUUCCGAUCAUUCUGGUAUGUUUUCUCUUUUGCUAAACCAAAAAUGCUUGGUUACAAAAUAAAUAUUUACCUGCUUUAAAUAUCCCCCAAAAGCAUCCCAACAAAUAAACUUGACGACUUUUCCAACUUUUUCCGAUAUGCACUCGCAGUUAAAAAAUAUAUAUAUAUAUAUAUAAUAACCCAACUCGUUCAACGCUGGUCGGACUAAAAUUCAAAAUUUUAUUUCCAAGAAAAACAAACUUUUCACUUAAGACUGAAUGCAUUUUGGGAACAGUUGGCCAAAGGUCCUUAACGGUGUAUUAAAGUGAGUUUGUUAUGUAAGAACCUGCUAGGAAAACAGAUGGUGACGCUCGACCCCCCCACCCCUUUUCAGUGUCCCAAUACUUUUGUCCUCAUAGAUGACAGUGAGUAAAUCAGUGAAUAUAACAAAUGUGUUCAUUUACUGUACAAAGAGGAAUGGUAAUCCCUAAAUAAGUAGAUAAGGUGGAGUGAUUGACUGUAAUAAUUAAAUCACGACUGCUACAACAUGCAACAGUUUGGCAUUUUUCUUUUUAUAAAUGACGCAUCCCCGAAUGCACUGGCGCUGAUCCGUUCAACAAAUUCGCCCCAUUUAAGCCGCCAGGAAACGCAAGACGGGGCCGUCACGCUGACCUGUGAGGCAGAAAGGGCUGGCGUCGUUGGCGGCACGUCGUGGCGGGGGUAGAGGGGAUAAUGGUUCUGUGGGGCCCAUUUUUGUGGAAUAUUAUUCUCAUAAAAAAUAGUGUCACAUGCACGUUUUCCAAAUGUGCGAGUAAACCGGAGUACCUGGAGAAAUCCCACACAAGCCGGGGGGAAAACGUGCAAAUUCCACACGGGGAAAGCCGGACCCGUGAGGCAGAAGUAGGCCACCGUGUUGCCUUGAAAUCCAGACCAAAAAGCCUCUUAAAGACGAAAAAGAGAUCAUGUUGAAACGCUU